UGAUCCGCCUCGUUACCUCCCUCCCUCGUUCGCAAAGUGCAAGGAUACCGGUGGGGUGCAUCUGGUGCAUAUCUUACCGCCACCGCCUACAAAAUGACCAUCACAAACUCGCUGAGGGCUCUAUCCGGCUCUUUGAGCACCCGGUGGAUGGGCUUGAUGUUUUCACGUCACAUACACUCAUCAGCUCCUCGAUGGCAUGGCGAAUAUGAAUGGCAGGAUCCGAAGAGUGAAGAUGAAGUCGUAAACGUAACCUACAUUGAUAAGGAUGGCAAAGAAACGGCGGUCCGGGGGAAGGUCGGUGACAAUGCGCUCUACCUGGCCCACCGAUACGGCAUCGAGAUGGAGGGUGCAUGCGAAGCGUCCCUGGCCUGUACCACCUGUCACGUGUACGUGCACGGCGAGUACCUUGAUCGGUUGCAGCCGCCGGAAGAGAAGGAAGACGAUCUGUUGGAUAUGGCUCCGUUUUUGAAGGAAAAUUCACGCCUCGGUUGCCAGAUUGUGCUGCAGAAGGAUUUGGAUGGGAUACGGUUACAGUUACCGCAAGCAACGCGUAACUUUUACGUUGAUGGACACAAACCAAAGCCCCACUAGCGCAGGCCAGCGAGCGCGAGAUUCUAAAUUGUUACAAUAUUAGCCCAGAACUAGUUUUUUUUGUGCGUGCGACUAGGUCUAGGGAGCUGGAUUCGGCCACACCAUUCCUAAACUGGAUGCUGCGGACAAUGAUCGGACCGUUAUGAUAUGAAUAGAAUAAAAACCGUUACCGGGAUAUCCGGACACCGUGAG
Messenger RNA from Anopheles aquasalis, 783 nucleotides. RefSeq names its product Adrenodoxin-like protein 1, mitochondrial Ferredoxin 1 (gene Fdx1). Gene Ontology annotation, biological process: P450-containing electron transport chain. Gene Ontology annotation, cellular component: mitochondrion. Gene Ontology annotation, molecular function: 2 iron, 2 sulfur cluster binding; electron transfer activity. The record is from RefSeq and is a predicted model, not a curated record. NCBI's taxonomy places the organism in Eukaryota, Metazoa, Arthropoda, Insecta, Diptera, Culicidae.